AUAUGGCAAGAUUCCACAUUUUUCUCGUUUUGUUUCUGAUGUUUGGUCUUCAAGCCUCAUGCAAGGAUUGCAGAACUCAUUCAUGCUUGAGAAAGCUGUACAAUUCAAAAGUUGUCCGUGCAGAGUACUGGAUAAGAUCUUUGAGUGGGUCGGGAAGUUCCGGCAGCUCGGGACCAUCAAGUGGAGGUCGUGGUUGGUGGUCGUCGAGGAAGCGCAGCUUUGACUAUAACUAUCAUUUCCGCCACACAGGAGCCGUCGUUACUCUAAAGAACAGAGAGCGAUGGCUGAUUCACAAGGGAUCAGAUUAUGGUGAUGCAUAUGAUACUGUCAUUACUGAUGCUAAUUACAUGUCCUCAAGGGUUUGUGUAAUUUACAGAUGGAAUCGGCGUCAAAGUUGGUGGGUCGCCAGAUGUGGAUACACAGUCAACACGUUUAUGCAGAAUGCCCUGAUAUCAAGACCAUACAAACUGGUUGGGGCUAGCUGUCAGACGGCAGCAAACAGCAUGUGGAGACUGGUGGAGAGGUGUAACAACUGA
Messenger RNA from Saccostrea cuccullata (small rock oyster), 536 nucleotides. RefSeq lists its product as uncharacterized. The transcript is spliced from 3 exons. Lineage: Eukaryota; Metazoa; Mollusca; Bivalvia; Ostreida; Ostreidae. Bases 3 to 536 code for a protein of 177 amino acids. The record is from RefSeq and is a predicted model, not a curated record.